This is a messenger RNA of Gallus gallus (chicken), 1944 nucleotides long. RefSeq names its product adiponectin receptor 1 (gene ADIPOR1). Bases 100 to 1227 code for a protein of 375 amino acids. Gene Ontology annotation, biological process: adiponectin-activated signaling pathway. Lineage: Eukaryota; Metazoa; Chordata; Aves; Galliformes; Phasianidae. The record is from RefSeq and is marked validated. The transcript is spliced from 8 exons. Gene Ontology annotation, molecular function: signaling receptor activity. Gene Ontology annotation, cellular component: plasma membrane.
AGCGUCGCUUCCGGUGCCGCCGCCGCCGCCCUGCGCGGGAUGUAGCGGCCGUGCGGCGGCACAAGGACGCGGAGGGACCCCAGGAACGCCGCCGCCGCCAUGGCGUCCCGGAAAGCCGCCGCCGCCGCGCAGGGCAACGGGCUGGCAGCCGCCGGCCGGGACAGAGCCCACCUGGAGCUGGCGGAGCUGGGGCCGCUGCUGGAGGAGAAGGGCGAGCAGGGAGCAGCCGGCACCGCCAGCGCUGAAGACCCGCCGUGCCCAGUGGCCCGUGAGGAAGAGGAGGAAGUUGUCCGUGUGCUGACGCUGCCUCUGCAGGCUCAUCAUGCUAUGGAGAAGAUGGAAGAGUUUGUGUAUAAGGUGUGGGAAGGGCGCUGGCGUGUGAUCCCCUACGAUGUGCUGCCCGACUGGCUGAAGGACAACGAUUACCUCCUGCACGGGCACCGGCCUCCAAUGCCGUCCUUCCGAGCCUGCUUCAAGAGCAUCUUUCGAAUACACACCGAGACGGGCAACAUCUGGACUCACCUGUUAGGUUUUGUGUUGUUCCUCUGCCUGGGGAUCCUGACCAUGCUGCGGCCCAACAUGUACUUCAUGGCUCCUCUCCAGGAGAAGGUUGUGUUUGGGAUGUUCUUCCUCGGGGCGGUGCUGUGCCUCAGCUUCUCCUGGCUUUUCCACACUGUCUACUGUCACUCAGAGAAGGUCUCACGGACUUUUUCAAAGUUGGAUUAUUCAGGAAUUGCACUGCUGAUCAUGGGGAGCUUCGUCCCCUGGCUCUAUUAUUCGUUCUACUGCUCCCCGCAGCCAAGACUCAUCUACCUCUCCAUUGUCUGCGUCUUGGGCAUCUCUGCCAUCAUUGUUGCUCAGUGGGACCGGUUUGCCACCCCCAAGCACCGGCAGACAAGAGCAGGUGUCUUUCUGGGGCUGGGGCUGAGCGGUGUGGUGCCCACCAUGCACUUCACCAUCGCCGAGGGGUUCGUGAAGGCCACCACAGUUGGGCAGAUGGGCUGGUUCUUCCUCAUGGCUGUGAUGUACAUCACAGGUGCGGGGCUGUACGCUGCCCGCAUUCCUGAGCGCUUCUUCCCGGGCAAAUUCGACAUCUGGUUCCAGUCACAUCAGAUCUUCCAUGUGCUCGUGGUGGCUGCGGCCUUUGUCCACUUCUACGGUGUGUCCAACCUGCAGGAGUUUCGCUACGGACUCGAAGGGGGGUGCACAGACGACUCUCUCCUCUGAGAGCACCUGAUUUUAGUACAAGCUUCCUAAGUGCUUUUUAAACUCUCUUUGCUAAAAUCAAAGGAAGACUCAAAACUGUUUGGGGUUGUUGUUGGAUUUGUUUGUUAUCAUUUUUUUUUUUCUAAGGAAAAAAAAAAAGAAAGAAAAAUUCUUUAGCAAAGUUCUGUCGACCAAAUCCUUACCCCCUUCCCCACGCACUUUGCUGGGGCUGAGGGGAGGCGAGGCCGGCCCUGCGGCACUGUUAAGGUCUCACCUCCUCCAAACAGUGUUCUGACUACACCACAGUCCUCUGACCUGUCCAGGCAUGCCCAUUUCCGACAGCAAAGGGUGCGGGUGCUCCGCUCCCAGCACUGCUGAGCACUCCCUUCCCAAGCACUCACGUGGCACCAGGCCCCGGGAUGGAGGUUUUGCAGACCCCUCCCAGCAGAGCUGCCUCCUUGAGGGCAGCUCUGUGGCCCCCGAUGCUGCUGCCCAGGGCACAGGCACAGAUUCACAUAACUUAAGUUUUAAUUGUCUUUUUUUUUUUUCUUGACAAAGUAAUGUAAACAUAAAUGAGAGAAUAUUUAAUAUUUAAUACUAAGCUUUAAGAAGACUUGCUGCCACCGCAGUGUACUCGGCUCCCUCGCUGUCUGUGGUAGUGAAGGAAGGACAGUGUUUUAGGGGAAUGUAGAGCUGCUGUAGCUGAUUGAAAUAAAGAGGUCAAUAGUUCAGUGUCGU